Colletotrichum truncatum is the source of this 822-nucleotide messenger RNA. RefSeq names its product alanyl-trna synthetase. NCBI's taxonomy places the organism in Eukaryota, Fungi, Ascomycota, Sordariomycetes, Glomerellales, Glomerellaceae. Gene Ontology annotation, biological process: alanyl-tRNA aminoacylation. The record is from RefSeq and is a predicted model, not a curated record. Gene Ontology annotation, molecular function: alanine-tRNA ligase activity; ATP binding; nucleic acid binding.
AUGGCCGCGGCACGCACAUACCUGGCCUUCCAGCACAACGCCAAACUCCACACCCUCAAGACAAUCGUCACGGCGAUCCGCCCCUUCGCAGACCUCGAAGAAGCAAACCGCCUGCUGUUCAAAGAUGGCAGCGACCAAGACCACGUGAUCGUCACUGAAAAGACCAUCUUCCACCCCCAGGGCGGCGGCCAGCCUUCCGACGUCGGCUCAAUCACCGGCCUGUCCGGCGCAUCAUUUUCAGUGCGCUCAGCGCGCAUGGACGCCGUCCGCGACGGACAAGUGUUGCACUUUGGCCGCUUCAACUCCGCGGACCAACAGUUCAAGGAGGGCGAGGAGGUAGAGCAGGCCAUUGACGUGCAGAAACGCCUCCUGUACUCGCGCUACCACACCGCGGGCCACGUCCUCGGCGCCGCCGUCAGGCACCUCCUCGAGAACGAGGUUGAGGGUUUCGACGAGCUCAAGGCGUCGCACGUCCCCGACUCCGCGAGCUGCGAGUUCCAGGGCCUCAUCGACGGGAAGUACAAGGACUCGAUCCAGCAGAGGGUCAACGAGUACCUGGACGCCAAGAUGCCCGUCAAGGUCGACUUCUGGGACGAGGAGGAGUUCCGGAAGCGCGGCCUCGAACGCCUGAUUCCCGACCGCAGCCUCGCGCCGCCGGGGGAGAAGUUUAGGGUCGUGGAGAUUGUCGGAGCCGAGGUGUAUCCUUGCGGCGGCACGCACGUUGACACCACCGACUUGUGCGGCGAGACUACCGUGAGGAAGAUUUCGAGGAGUAAGGGCAAGUCCAAGGUCAGCUAUGCUGUUGCUGCGGAAGCUCCGUAG